AUGGCCAAUGCGCAAGAUAAAGAAUCUUGUGUUGUAAAAGUUAUAUCUGGGUUAAAUUCUCGUAAUAAAAAAUUACAAGACAGGUAUAUAAAGCAGAAGCGAAAUUUUGAUCAUGAACAAAGAAGUUGGGAACAGGAGAGAAAAAAAUGGAGUCAGAAACUAGCUGGGUCCAAUGCUAUGAUUCAGAAAUUACGUAUUCAUAAUCUUGAACUUAUUGAUGAAGCUAGGCCUGAAGUAGAACAUAAGUUAGCUUCGAAAGUCAGUGAACUUGAGUGUCUGAAAUCGGAGGCUAUAUCAAACCCCGUACUUGGUGAAAAUGAUGAAAAAAAUAUGACCAAGCCUGAUGAUAUAUUUGCAGUAUUGCAAAGCAGGCCAUUAGGUGAUUCUCUGAAUUAUGACACUUACGUAUCUAAUAAAUCUAGCAAAAAUCUAAGUAAGUAUUUUGUACAUGAAAAAAGUAUGGAUCAAACUGAAAAAAUUGAUAAUGAUAUCUCGACAUACUAA
Molecule: messenger RNA, 504 nt
Organism: Funneliformis caledonium
Lineage: Eukaryota; Fungi; Glomeromycota; Glomeromycetes; Glomerales; Glomeraceae
Source: the annotation of a GenBank genome assembly